This is a messenger RNA of Magallana angulata, 932 nucleotides long. Its product is annotated as fibrinogen C domain-containing protein 1-like. NCBI's taxonomy places the organism in Eukaryota, Metazoa, Mollusca, Bivalvia, Ostreida, Ostreidae. Bases 86 to 820 code for a protein of 244 amino acids. The transcript is spliced from 6 exons. The record is from RefSeq and is a predicted model, not a curated record.
AAAUAAGUAGGGUUGAAUUUUACGAAGAGAUACUGUACAAUCACCUAUUAACUUGGGAUCCCGCAAUAACGCAAAGCAUAGCAUCAUGAUGCAUAGACAGAUGUCACAGGCUGGUACCAAAUAUGUUGCGUAUGCAUUCAUUGUUUGCUGCUUUAUAACCACUGUUCUGGUGUCUAAAGCCUCAUGUUGCUCCUUACCAACUGACUGUCAAGAUAUCCUGCGGUCCGGAAGUCUUACAAGCGGUGUCUACACGAUUUAUCCUCAAGGAACAGGGGGGUUUAAAGUGUAUUGUGACAUGGUUACAGCUGGAGGUGGAUGGACGGUUUUUCAAAGACGAAUAACUGGGGAUGUUGGAUUUAACAGACUUUGGCAAGAUUACCAGUAUGGAUUUGGUGACACUGAUGGAGACCACUGGAUUGGAAACCAAAGAAUUCAUCAGUUGACAUCUCAGGGUUGGUAUGAGCUAAGAGUGGACAUGUCUGACUUCGAAAAUGAAAAUCGAUUUGCUUACUACCGAGUUUUCUCUAUUGGAAACAAAGAUUCUGGUUAUAAGCUGACGGUGGGAGAAUACGAAGGAAAUGCAGGAGAUUCAAUGGACGCCCAUAAUGGACAAUCAUUUUACACAAAAGACCAAGACAAUGAUAAUUGUUCAAAAAAAUAUAAAGGUGGAUGGUGGUAUAAAACAUGCCACAGGGCCAACCUAAAUGGACUGUACCUGAAAGGUAACCAUUCCUCUUAUGCUGAUGGCGUGAACUGGUAUCAUUGGCAUGGUUACCAUUACUCAUUGAAAACAACGGAAAUGAAGAUUAGAAGACAAUAGAUUUUGCUAUGAAGUUUACAACCAGUGUUUUAAGAUUUGUCAAAGAAUCAAACAGUUAAGAUUUUAAUAAUUAUAUUCAGACUAUCUGGAGGUCAAAUUAUAGUUCAUGUUA